This is a messenger RNA of Arabidopsis arenosa, 883 nucleotides long. NCBI's taxonomy places the organism in Eukaryota, Viridiplantae, Streptophyta, Magnoliopsida, Brassicales, Brassicaceae. The record is from the annotation of a GenBank genome assembly.
GUUUCCAAAAUUUUGUUGUAAUCUUUGUAUGGUCCAUAAUUGUAUGAUUAUUUCAAAAAGUUAGCGAAUUUUUGAGGAUUUAGGGUUUCAUAAUCGCAUUUUGGGGGUUUAAGCCAUCUUCCAGAUUUCUGAUAGAUUCGCUUAUUUGAAUUUUCGUGUAAAAAUGGAAGAAGAAGAAGAUCAAUUAGUGAACAGUCCGAGAAGAUUCUUAAGAUUGAAUCAAGAAGCUGGUAAAGUACACGGAACAAAACCUUGUGAGGUUUAUGGAUUUGUAGGAACCAUUUCGAUUGUUGUUGCCACUGUGAUCUUCUUGAUUUGGGCUUAUGUACCAGAUAAGUUCUUAGAGUCUUUAGGUAUUUAUUACUACCCGAGCAAGUACUGGGCUAUGGCGAUGCCGAUGUAUUUGAUGGUGACUCUGUUGUUAGCUUUGGUGUUUUACAUUGGUCUCAACUUCAUGUCUACUUCAACCACAACCUCUUUCAAUACUUUGUUUGAUGAGUACAGCAGAGAAGAUGUGGAUUUUCUUCUUUUGAUGAAGAAUGGGGAUGAUAGGCCAAUUGAUCCAAUCUCUGACAUUGAUAUUACAAGAAUCAACGAUCUUAUGUUCGAUUCGAAUCUUGUCAAGUGAUGGCCUUUGUUCGAAUUUCGCUGAGGUAAGUAAUAGGAACAAAUUAGUGUUCAUCAAAUUCAAAGGAAAAGCCGGACCAUUUGGUAUUACUAUGUUGAAGAUUUGAUGUUUGUUUUUGUGUAUAUGUCUCUGUUUGUACAUUUAGAGUGUUGUUGUGAAGCACAUAUGAGAAUUGUGUGCGAAUGAUUCAGGCUUUAGAAUCUUGUGGAGAGAUAUUGAUUUUGGUGUUUACAUGAAAAAACAUUUUUGCUUCUU